CUUAUUUUAUCAUCAACGAAUAAUGCUAAUAAUAACGGCAUGAUUCCACUCAUGUGUAACGAUAUUUAGCGAGUGAAAGCGGUGCUUUUUUACACACAAUGGAGAGCCUGCUGAAAGACGAGAUCCUCUGGCCCAUCAACGACUCCUGGGCCAACUCAAGCAGGGGAAACGACAGCAGAGGAUUGAACCAAACUGUGAACCCCCUGAAGCGCAACGAAGAAGUGGCUAAAGUCGAAGUCACGGUGCUGGUGUUGAUUCUGCUGCUGGCGCUCGCCGGAAACCUGUGCGUCCUUGUGGCCAUCCAGACGAGUAAACACGGCCAGUCGAGGAUGUAUUACUUUAUGAAACACUUGAGCAUUGCUGACCUGGUGGUAGCGGUUUUUCAAGUCCUCCCCCAACUCAUUUGGGACAUCACUUUUCGCUUUUAUGGACCGGACUUUCUGUGUCGUUUAGUGAAGUACCUACAGGUGGUUGGCAUGUUCGCGUCCACUUACAUGCUUGUGCUGAUGUCCAUCGACAGAUGUUUGGCUAUAUGGCAGCCUCUCCGCUCCCUGCGCCGUCGAAAGGACCGUUUUUACGUAUUGGCCUCUUGGAUUAUAAGCCUCCUGUUCAGUUUGCCGCAGGUGUAUAUUUUCUCUCUCCGAGAAGUUGGCGACGGGGUGUUCGACUGCUGGGGGGAUUUUGUUCAGCCCUGGGGCGCGAAGGCUUACGUUACAUGGAUUAGUCUCACCAUCUACAUCAUUCCCGUAGCCAUUCUAAGCGUCUGCUACGGACUGAUAAGUUAUAAAAUAUGGCAAAACUUUAAGCUGAAGACCCGACGCGACCAGUGUCUGUCCCUGACUCCGCGGCCAACCAAAGGCGCCGCGCUCUCUCGCGUCAGCAGCGUCAAGUUGAUCUCCAAGGCCAAGAUCAGGACGGUGAAAAUGACGUUUGUGAUCGUCAUGGCUUACAUCAUCUGCUGGACGCCUUUCUUCUUCGUUCAGAUGUGGUCCGCUUGGGAUCCAAUGGCUCCAAGAGAAGCUAUGGCCUUCAUCAUCGCAAUGCUUCUGGCCAGUCUCAACAGCUGCUGUAACCCCUGGAUCUACAUGUUUUUCGCUGGUCAUCUGUUCCGGGAUCUCAUGCAGCGCUGCCUUACGGUAUCACACUGUGGCUGUAAGAGGCACUGGAGAAAUAAAAACCAUUCAGGAACGGGUGCCAUGAGGAGCUCCAGCAGCCAGAAGAGUGUGACGCAGUCCUCCACUACAUGAGCGGACGCUACUAUAAGAUAACAUAAGCUAAGGAAUUACUGACAUUUUACAGGUGUGAUGCAGACCUCAGUUACAUUAUUAGUGGAGGAUUUCUUCGUUAACCUAAAAUAUGUAUCUAUAUAAAUAUAAUUGCCUGUCUUAUAUGAGCCAUUAAUUUAUGUUUGUCCAUUACUUCUGCAAAUGUCACAUAUGAAAAUUUUAGAAGGGGUCUUCUUACUUUUCUUUUUCUUUUUAGCUUAGUCCCUUUAUUAAUCUGGGGUCGCCACAGCAGAAUGAACCACCAACUCAUCCAGCAUAUGUUUUACACAGCGGAUGCCCUUUCAGCUGCAACCCAUCACUGGGAAACAUCCAUGCACACUCAUUCACACGCAUACAGUACACUACGGACAAUUUAGCUUACCCAAUUCAUGCCUUUGGAUUUGUGGGGGAACCCGGAACACCCAGAGGAAACCCAUGCCAACACGGGGGGAACAUGCAAACUCCACACAGAAAAGCCAACUGAGCCAGCCGAGGCUCGAACCAGCAACCUUCUUGCUGUGAGGUGACAGUGCUACACACUGUGCCACCGUGCCGCCCUAGAAGGGGUCUAUUUUAAAAAAAGGUUAAUUCCAAGCUGUUGUUCAUUAACCUUUAUGUACUGUUGGGGAUGUUUUCAUCCACUCUGGGGUGAUUUUGAGUAUUAAUUUGGCCAUAAAUGUUUCUGUGUUUCAGCUAGCAGAAUGACUUUUAGUGACAAAUCUUA
This is a messenger RNA of Danio aesculapii, 1989 nucleotides long. RefSeq names its product oxytocin receptor b (gene oxtrb). Gene Ontology annotation, biological process: female pregnancy; regulation of systemic arterial blood pressure by vasopressin; G protein-coupled receptor signaling pathway. The transcript is spliced from 2 exons. The coding region runs from base 99 to 1247 and encodes 382 amino acids. The record is from RefSeq and is a predicted model, not a curated record. Lineage: Eukaryota; Metazoa; Chordata; Actinopteri; Cypriniformes; Danionidae. Gene Ontology annotation, molecular function: vasopressin receptor activity; oxytocin receptor activity; peptide binding. Gene Ontology annotation, cellular component: membrane.